Messenger RNA from Dunckerocampus dactyliophorus (ringed pipefish), 5036 nucleotides. It is a transcript of the gene znf800b, whose product is annotated as zinc finger protein 800b. The coding region runs from base 573 to 3317 and encodes 914 amino acids. NCBI's taxonomy places the organism in Eukaryota, Metazoa, Chordata, Actinopteri, Syngnathiformes, Syngnathidae. The transcript has 13 exons. The record is from RefSeq and is a predicted model, not a curated record.
UUUGUCUUUUAUUUGUCAUUUCUGUCUCCAAAAGUUGUUUACAAUAUGUGCCGCUUGGUUUGUACUUCCCCUCUCCAACAAUAUUUUGCGUUUUGUCGAGAAUCAAUGCACACGCAUUACGACGUUGGCUGCUUAAAGUGAAGUUUAAGGUGUCUUUUUUGGGGGGGUGGUGUCCGCGUCCUCAAAGGCUUGCUUGCGCGUUUUGGGAGCGACACAAAUUGGCGCUAGACGUGUAUGGCCUUUGGAUAAAAGCUGGAAAGAAAUCAAACGGGAUCAUAAAGGCGGCGUGUUGUGCUUUUUUUUGUUUUUGUGUAAUUAGUCAUCCGUGUCGCCCUGUCUGUAGGACGGGAAGGAAGAGGAGUGUGCACCUUUGCGCAGAGGCAGUCUAGGCGCUGAGAGCCUCCUCUGGGUGCACAAAGGCAGCGGCUCGCAGCGAAACUUCACUCGGCUACACGAACACGAGCCAUAUCCGAAAUCCGAUCCCUUUUCGCCCCCAGAACACACCGCCCAGCAUCCCACGUCCAGGAUUGACAAGGUGAGCGUGCUGGCAGUGAACGUGGCGUGUUGGCACCAUGGUGAAGGCCCAGAAGUCAUCUGGGAGGAAGAGUGCUCACUCUGUCCGACAAGAGGGCGGCGGGGACGCUCUCGGUGAGAGAGAGACAGGCGAGGGGAUGAGAGCAGAAGAUGAGGAUAAAUUGGUGUGUGGAAGUGGAAGGAAGAUCAGGGAGUCUGCUGAGGAAGAAGGUCCGCUCCGUUUGAGCACCCAGCGCUCCUCGCAGUCCAACUCCUCUGAUCACCUCGCCGCUUCCGCUCCAUCCGAGGCGCCGACUACAAACGCGACAGAAACGUUGAUGGAUGUCCAGGCAUCCAAGGGUGACUCCGCUGCUCAGUCCAAGCCCCUGUGGAGGCCCAUCCCCCCUCUGCUGCCAGAGCCCGACAAGGGGGGCGCCCCUGAAACCCGGGAGCAGAGCUGCCAGACUGAGGAUUUGCUGCACCAGAGCACUGCUACCACUCAUAGCGCAGGUCAUUGUGUGGAGCCCGGAGAUGCUCCUCUGCUGCAGCAGCCCCUGCACACAUCCAAGUCUGGAAUCCACCAGAUCAUCGAAUGCUUUCGUUCAGGCACCAGCCAGCUGAGGCACAUGCUGCUGCGGGAGGUGGACACCAUCUUUGAGUGUAAAGUGUGUCGCAGUCUCUUCAGAGGCCUGCCUAACCUCAUCACGCACAAAGAGUACUACUGCUUGACACGGCUGCCCGAGUUUGACGGAGAUGACCGACAGAGUGUGGCUCUUAAGGAUUUGACGGAUAUCAUAUAUCACAGAGGCGACCGACCAGAUUACGUGGUCCGACUGGAGCCCAUCCAGACCACCAGCAAGGCUGUGUACCAGUACCUCACCACGGAGGAGGAGCUGGCUCGCUAUCCAUCACGAGCCCCCAGUGCCAGGGAGAGUCCGGUCGCGUGGGAGCGAGAGUCGAUGGAGAUUGAGGCCGGCCAGCUGGGCGGUCCAGAGAGCCCAGCACAGAGCCACCACAGUCUGGGAAAGAAAAAGCGGGAUGCGGAAGAGGAGGAGGCCAAACAGGAACCACCACAGGCUGAGGACGAGGAAUCCACGAGUGGGGUGGAGGACGUGACAAUAUCCUGCUGCCUGUGCGGUCAGGACUUCAACUCGCGCCGCAGCAUCAGGCGCCACUGCCGCAAAAUGCACCAGACCAAACUGGAGGAGCUCCGGAAGUUCACAGAGACGCGGACCGUACCGACCAGCCUGCUGUCCAUGGUGAAAGGUAGGCCACGAGCUCGGCCUCGGAGCACGCCAGCUGGAAAGUCCUGCCACGUGUGCCACAAAGUCUUUGCCACCAAAACCAACGUACGCCGACACUACGACGAGGUGCACCGCGGCCUGCGGCGGGACGCCGUCACCCCGGCCAUCGCCUCACGACCCGCCCAGACCCUCUCUCUGGAGGCCACCCCCCCCAGGAAGAGCAACAGCGCCUCUCCACCGCGCGGCAGCAGCUCCAAGUCCACCCCCGGCGGCCAAAAUCGCGCAAAGCCUCCGAGUCAACCGUCAACCCCUCUGCAGGCCAACCAGGCGCCAAGUCGCUGCACGCUGUGCAAGAGGAACUACAGCUCCCAGCUCAUGCUGAAGAGACACAUGCGCAUCGUCCACAAGAUCUACAGCGUCAAAAGUAACCGAUCAGCGAACGCAUCUUCAUCCUGCUCCUCCUCUGCAGCGGCAGCAGCGGCAGCAGCAGCAGUCUCCACAAACAGCAGCAUGCAGACUAGCAACAGCAUCCAAGUCAAAGAGGAAGUGGUUGAUCCGUCAGAAGAGGAGGAGGACUUGGACAGUAGUCCGGCGCCAUCUCCCGCCCAAAGCACCGGGUCUAGUAAAAGUGCUGCAGUGGCCCCCACAGCCUUGAAGGUGAAGGAAGAGGAAACCCCGUGGGUCACAAAGGCGCCAGUAAGCAGCGCGUCCACCACAAGCGCCGUCCCCAAAACCAAACUCUCAGUGGGCUUCGACUUCAAGCAGCUCUUCUGCAAGCUGUGCAAGCGCCAGUUCAGCUCCCGCCAGAACCUGUCCAAGCACAUCGAGCUGCACAUGGACGGCAACGACAUCUUCAUCAAGUUCUACCGCUGUCCGCUCUGCCGCUACGAGUCGCGCCGCAAGCGGGACGUCCUGCGCCACGUCACAGUGGUGCACAAGAAGUCCACCUCCUACCUGGCCAAGAUCAUGCCCAAGCUGGAGAGCCGGGCGGUGAAGAGGCUGGCUGAAGCUGUCCUCAACAACACCAACCCCAAGAGAGUGGGCGCCGUCGCCAAGGAGGAAGUGAAUGGACGCCACACCUCCGUUUCCUCCCCGUGUUUGUCGCCUCCUGUCACCCGUAAACAAGACUACUCCGCAAGCGCCUCAUCCUCUUCCGCAGCACCGCCUCCCACCCCCGUCUCCACUCGGAAACAGCAGGAAAUGUCAUCGCCGGCCCCCGCUCCAUCGCCGCCUGUCACCCGCAAGCAAGACAGGCAGCAGCCUCGGCCCGUCAGCCCCCCAAUGACCCGCCGCAGCGACAAGCAUUCGCACCAGCGCAACUCAACCUCCGUCUUGACGCUGCACACGCGCCGUCACGACGCAGAGAGCAGCGCCUCCGCCUCCUCCUCCACUGAAGUCAAGGUGACCAAGAACUUCUCCCUGCACGCCUGCGACCAGUGCGGCCGCGCCUUCGCAAAGAAGGUGUACCUGGAGUCUCACAAGCGGAGCCACCGAAACGCAGAGACGGCGGCGGCCAGCAGGAGGAAAGGAGUCAGCACGCGCUCCAAAUCACUGGUGUGAAGAAGAACAAACCGGUCCACCGGGGGGACAAUGGACGCCAAAACGUUGGAAGGAGGAAUGGAAAGUUAGUGGACAAACAUCGAAGGAAACAACACCACUAUACAGUUUUUGUUGUUUGCAUACGAGCCAAAUAUUGCAUCAAUUUGUCUUGGAAUGAGGCCAGCCAUGACACAAGCUGGCCACCAGAUGGCACUUGCUCUCCACUCAGACUAUUGUGCGUAUUUCUACCCCCUUUGGAUGAAGGGCCAUUUCGCCUUCAUCCCUCCAUUAAAAAGUAUAUAUGAUGGUUUGACCAAAGGCAAGCGAACCCCCCCAAAAGUGUGUGCUUAUUUUUCUUACCGCAGUACUUCUUGUGUUGAAAUCACUCCCUUUUUGCACACCUUCACCAUGUUUAUAUAGCUUUACAUUUAGCGAGAUCAACUGGACUCUUAAUGCUGUCUCUUGUUUUCCAUGAGGACUGCACACGAUCUUAAAGCGUGGUUGCAUGCAGACAUGCACUUUUCACUUUGAAUCCUCGCGCGUGGACGCACUCCGAAGCUUCCGUGAAGAGGAAGAGGGUUUAGCGUGCUGGUAGUCACUGGGCAACACUGGACGACACGGAAGUAGGAACAUGUAAAUAAUGUGCAAAAGAGAAAAGCCAUGAAAUGGAACAAAAGCUGGAAAGUUUAUUUUUAUAUCCUAACAAAGACGUGUUAGUGCAACAAGGGAAGAUAUAUGAGUUGUUAAUAUUAGUUCCAAUGUACGCACCAUAGUUUGUGAUUUCCUUUCAAGGGACGUUUUAGUUCAAGUGUCAAGGAACGCCAGGGACUUUUCUUUUCGUCUUUGUCGCAACCUUUUCAUAAGAAUGUGCAAACAGGCUAAAUAAAAAUGUCAAACUUGAAAAGGGGAGUUUUGUGUGACUUUGUUAUUAAUAACGCCAAAUCCAUCAUAUUUCUUGGUGUCACGCGCAUGCAUUUAAUCUACUCGCCGCCUGCGUUUACAUUUUCUCGCUUGCUGUGUAUAAUUUCCUGCAGGACAAUACAUCUUUGUUUAGCUUACUAAAAAAACAAGCACAUAAUGACUCAGAUAGGAGGACGGCUAUCUUUGGUUUGUGAAAUGAUAUCCAUCAUAAUGUACUGGAACCUGGUUAGCAUCCGCCCCGGGUACCAUGUUUGUGGUUCAAAUUUACGCCACAAUUUUGCGUGCAUUUUCCGGUUAGCAUACAAUAUGGCGCACGUCUUGUGGUUUUAUCAAUGGCACCGUGUGAGACCGACUGUCGUCUUAAUGUAUUCAAAGAAAAAACAUUGUGGGCAUCCUAUUGGCCAGCGAAACAAAAUCGCAACCGGAUGUUGGGUCGCUCGUCUACGACGUCGGCUAACAAAACGUUUUUAUUAGGGAAUCAUCCAUGAGAGAAAUGGGCUGAUACCGCUACCGGUCACAUAGAUUAAGUGUACAUUUUUAAAUAGAAAACCCUAAAACACAUUUAUCUUAACAGCUUAUUUCAACCCAAACAAAGCAAAUAUGUUUUACCAGAAUGUUAACAAUGCGCUAGUAUCCACAACUCAUUUUUGUGUUUCAGAAAAGGGGAACCAUAAACUUUGGACAAAAAUAUAUUGACUUGCUUUUUCAAAAUUACUGUUGAAACUCUUGACGGAUCAAACGCCUUCUUUAAGGAGACUUCGGAUGCAAGAGCGGCUUGAUGACGCUCCAGCAGGACCCAAAACAAUUGUAAAUGCAUGU